Molecule: messenger RNA, 945 nt
Organism: Mycotypha africana
Lineage: Eukaryota; Fungi; Mucoromycota; Mucoromycetes; Mucorales; Mycotyphaceae
Product: mitochondrial folate carrier protein Flx1
Exons: 4
Coding region: 1-945 (314 amino acids)
Biological process (GO): folate import into mitochondrion; nucleotide transport
Cellular component (GO): mitochondrion
Molecular function (GO): FAD transmembrane transporter activity; folic acid transmembrane transporter activity
Source: RefSeq, a predicted model, not a curated record
AUGACGGCAACAAAGACAACACAACUCUCGUUUACUGGAUCGCCCCAUACGGAUCAAGCUCUGGCAGGUUUUGGUGCUGGUAUGGUGUCUACUGCAUUAUUACACCCGCUUGAUCUUAUCAAAAUUAGACUACAAGUGGAUGUUGCUAGAUACUCUAAUAAGAAUAAAAUGAUGGGCGCUACAUUUCGUUCGUUCAAAUCAAUUUUAGCUGAAGAAGGUGUUUGGAAAGGAUUGUAUAGAGGUGUAACACCCAACAUAGCAGGUGCUACCGUGAGCUGGGGCUUCUACUUUAUGUAUUAUAGUAUGAUUAAAAAAUAUAUGAGAAAGGAUGAUGAAGGGAAACUAUCAGCAGUCCAACAUUUGUUAGCAUCAGCCGAAGCAGGUGCAUUGACAGCACUCAUGUCCAACCCCCUUUGGGUGGUAAAGACACGUAUGUGCACAACCACUCGACAAUCACCUCACGCUUAUACUGGAUUAUGGCAUGGAUUGAAGACGUUAUAUGUGGAAGAAGGCUUGAAAGGAUUUUAUAGAGGCAUCAUACCCGCAUUAUUUGGUGUGUCUCAUGGUGCUAUUCAAUUUAUGGUAUAUGAAGAGAUGAAAAAGAAAAGAAACACAUUAAGACAGGAGAAGGGACUUAUCUCAACAGACGAGUUGAAUGCUAAAUUAAGCCAGUCAGAAUAUUUGGUCAUGGCAGCCACAUCCAAAGUGGCAGCUACAGCAGUGACAUACCCCUAUCAAGUCUUGAAAAGUCGAUUACAAAAUCACGCGACAAAGGACACUUAUACGGGCGUUAUUGAUUGCGGAAAAAAGAUCGUGCAAGCCGAAGGCAUCAUGGGAUUUUAUAAGGGUCUGGCACCUAGUAUUAUAAGAGUUUUGCCUGGUACAUGUAUUACUUUCUUGGUCUAUGAGAACCUGACUCAAUAUUUCAAAAAGCAUGCAGUUUGA